This is a messenger RNA of Microthlaspi erraticum, 3006 nucleotides long. The record is from the annotation of a GenBank genome assembly. NCBI's taxonomy places the organism in Eukaryota, Viridiplantae, Streptophyta, Magnoliopsida, Brassicales, Brassicaceae.
AUGAAUUACGCAGGCAAUAUACUUGUGUCUCCACAAGGGCAUGGAGGAGGAGGCUUAGCUGUAUUCUGGAAGCAAGAAAUUGAAGUCGACAUGCUCCACGCCUGCAAGAACUUCAUAGACACAAAGGUCAAAACGGAAGGAAAGUCUUUUUUCAUCACCUUUGUAUACGGGGAGCCGGACCAUACACAAAGACAAAGGGUUUGGGAUGAAAUAAGAGAAACAGUGGGAGAGAGAUCUGAACCCUGGUUAUUAACUGGUGACUUCAACGAGAUCAUCAAUGCCUCAGAGAAAAGAGGAGGACCGCCACGCCCAGAAGGAUCCUUUGUCGAGUUCAGGACCUUCAUGUCAGAAUGCGACCUUUAUGACUUGAGGUACUCCGGAAAUUUCCUCUCCUGGAGAGGCCAAAGAAAUGAACAUCUGGUAAGGUGUAGACUAGACAGGGCUAUGUCAAAUAGUGCUUGGGCUGAAGAGUACCCUACGGGACGAAGUGAAUACCUGAAGUUUGAAGGCUCAGACCAUCGACCAAUCAUCACCAUUUUCGAGCCGCUGAGGAAGAGAAAAAAGGGCCUUUUCCGCUAUGACAGAAGACUACAAACAAAUGAGGAAGUCCAGAGGUUAGUCUUUCAAGCCUGGAAUGCAAGAGGCAGAGAUACAGUGGAAAUGAAAGUGAACAGAUGUAGAAGUGCAAUAAUCAAAUGGAACAAAGAAAAGCAUAUAAGUAGUAGGAAGCUAAUUGAAGACUUACGUAACAGUUUGGAAGAGGCAAUGGUAAGUCCUCUAGAAAAUCAAGCAGUGAUCGCAGGGAUCAACAACGAACUCCAACUGGCCUAUACAGAGGAAGAAAGCUUCUGGAAACAAAGGAGCAGACAACUUUGGUUAGCACUCGGAGACAAAAAUACAGAAUAUUUCCACGCAUCGGCAAAGGGGAGACAGGCAAUCAACAAAUUCUCAGUUAUUGUGGAUGAGACAAAUAAUGCAGUACAUGAAGAAGAGAAAAUCGUUAGCGUUAUAACGAAGUUCUAUCAGGAACUAUUUACCUCUCAAGGAGGAGAGAACCAAGAGGCAAUCAGGGAAGCCCUAGAACCUUGCAUCACAGAGGAGAUAAAUGAGAGACUGACUGCAACACCGACGGGGGAUGAAGUAAGAGCGGCUUGCUUCUCAAUACACCCAGGGAAAGCCCCAGGGCCUGAUGGAUUCUCCGCCUGCUUCUUCCAAUCAAACUGGAACACAGUAAAAGAGAAGGUCACGAUAGAGAUCCAAGCUUUCUUCACAUCGGGAACCCUGCCACCGAACAUAAACGCCACACAUGUGAGGCUCAUACCGAAGAUAACAAGCCCAAAGAAGGUGGCGGACUAUAGACCGAUUGCUUUAUGUAAUGUCUACUUCAAGAUCAUCUCAAAGAUACUUACAUUGAGAUUGCAGCCGGUGCUAAACGAGAUAGUAACGGAGAAUCAGUCAGCUUUUGUUCCGCAGAGAGCCAUUUCCGAUAAUGUUCUCAUCACACACGAAUCUCUCCAGUACCUGAAGACAUCAAAAGCAAAGGUCAGAUGCUAUAUGGCGGUGAAGACAGAUAUGAGCAAGGCUUAUGACAGAAUUGAAUGGAGUUUUGUUAAAAACAUCAUGAAAAGACUAGGGUUUGAUGGAAAAUGGAUCCACUGGAUCAUGCAGUGUCUAAGCACAGUUACCUACGCUUAUCUGGUGAACGGCUCGGCACAAGAUCAUGUAAGGCCAAGUAGAGGCUUGAGACAAGGGGACCCGCUAUCACCCUACAUUUUCAUUCUUUGUAGUGAGGUUCUAUCUGGACUAUGUAACAAGGCCCAACGGAUUGGAAAAUUAUCUGGAAUACGUGUUGCAACGAGAAGUCCAAGAGUAAACCACCUCCUCUUUGCAGAUGAUACGAUGUUCUUCUGUAGAUCAGAUCCCCAGAGCUGCCACGAACUCAUGAAGAUCAUACACAAAUAUGAGCAAGCGUCGGGACAGAUGAUAAACAAAGAUAAGUCAGCGAUAACCUUCUCCUCCAAAACAAACAAUCAUGCAAAAGAAAGGGCAAAAGUGAUACUCGGAAUUCAAAAGGAGGGAGGGCUAGGCAAGUAUCUUGGGCUACCUGAACAUUUUGACAGGAAGAAGAAGGAUUUGUUCAGCAUGAUUGUGGAUAGAAUCAGACAGAAAGCUCGGAGCUGGUCAUCUAAACAACUAUCGCAAGUAGGAAGAAUGGUUAUGCUAAAAUUAGUCCUCGCGGCCAUGCCCACCUACACAAUGACGUGCUUCAAACUACCCGUCUCGAUGUAUAAACGGAUGCAAUCUGCUUUGACAAGAUUUUGGUGGGAUGGAAAUCAGGAAAACAAGAAAAUGUGCUGGAUCUCAUGGAAGAAAAUGGUGGAAUCAAAACGAGAUGGUGGGUUAGGGUUCAGAGACUUACAAAACUUUAACGAUACUCUUCUAGCCAAGUUGAGCUGGCGAGUUCUCAACCAGCCGAAUUGCCUCCUCGCAAGAGUUCUCCUCAACAAGUACUGCCAUGAAACCACUUUCCUUGACUGUGAUGUUUCCACCACGGCCUCGCAUGGGUGGAGGGGAAUCUGCAUAGGACGAGAUCUCCUAAAGCCAAACCUCGGAAUGACCAUUGGAGAUGGAACAACAACGAGGAUAUGGACUGACCCGUGGCUGUCGCUGGACGAGCAAAGCAGACCAAUGGGACCACACCCGCAACAUGCCGAGGAGACGAAGGUGGAGAGUCUACUAUCACCUACAACGGGAGAGUGGGACAGAGAAAAAAUCAGAGCAAUCCUACCUUCGCAUGAGAAACAAAUACUUGAGCUAAGGACAAGUAAAUUAGGCGGCACAGACAAGCUAAUUUGGUUGCAUACAGAAGAUGGAAACUACACAGCAAAGUCUGGAUACUACGAAAGGCUCAAAACUGAUAAUGAACUAAUCAUGACCGGGGAACAAGAGGAAGGUGAGGAACAACAGGAGGAACAACAACUACAAAACCCAGAAGAUUUCAAGUAG